UGGAGAGAGAAAUUUCCAUAUAAAAGAAACAUAUUAGAGGGAGAGAGAGAAACAGAGAAGAUUUGCCCUCAUCUUUUAGACUUCAAUUAAAAAAAAAAUCUAGAGAGAAAAUAGCUACAGUACUAUAAAUUAGAGGGAGAGAGAGAGGAAAAAAGGGAAAAAUUGAAGCUCCGAGAAGAAGAUUAAGAUAGAUGACUAUGUAAUUUUUCUCUUUUUAACUUUGCAUUUUCAUUUUAGAUCAUAGAGAGAGAAAGUGUUAAAAAAGUGAUUAAAUAAUAAUCAUAAUUUGUAAUAACCAUAAUACGUAUCUAUACAUAUAUAGAAGGUGUGUUUGUGUGUGUAUUUUGUGUAUCAGAUCUUUUUAUAAGAGGGAGAGAGAGAGAGAGAGAGAGAGAGAGAGAGAGAGGAGUAAACAGAGAUAUCGUGUGACUGCUGUUUUUUUUAAUUGUUGUUGCUUUUCUUUUGUAUCAGUAAAAAGGGGAAAAAAACCUAUAUAUGUAUAUAUAUAAAUAUAUAUAUAUAUAUAUCGUGGUCAAUUUGAGAUUGAGUAAAAAAUUGGGAGGCGGAGGGUGAGAUAUCAGAGGUGAUUGGGAAAAUUAGGAAUUGAUGUUGUUGGAUUGCGGUGGAUUGUGUCGGUGGUGGCGGCGGCAGGGGGAUGGCAGCCAGGCGAAAAGAACGGAGCGUGGAUGAGUUGUAUAAUGCGACGGAGGUGAUUCGGAAACCUAAGAUCACAUCAGUAUUGAGAGGGAGUAAUCGUAUGCAAGGACCACUAGAAGAAACUGAAGAAGAUAUUGAGAAGAACAUGUUACCACCGCAUUCUGAGAAGAGAUUAGGCAAGCGUUCCAUGAGACGGAAGGCUCGUACAAGAGCAGAGUCUGGGACUUGUAACGUGUGUUCUGCUCCUUGUUCAUCUUGUAUGCAUCUUAAGCUAGCCUGCAUGGGGACAAAGGAUGAUGAAUUUUCAGAUGAAAACUGCCGUAUAACUGCUACAAGUCAAAAUUCUAUUAAUGAGAACGAGAUUUUGCCUGUUAGAAAUAGAGCAUGUGACAGCUUACAGCAUACCACUAGUGAAGCAAGUAACCUGCUCAGUGUCAAUUCCAGUCAUGAUUCUUUAUCUGAAAAUGCUGAAAGUAAAGCAAAUAUAAGGUGCUCUGAUAUUGCUGAUGCCUUGGGUGGCACUAAGAUGCUGCCAAAAUUGACCUUUGGUGGAAAUGUUGCACGCGAUCAACUUUAUGCAAAACCACAGUGCAUGGUGGAUCAGACAACUUUCUCAAAUGACUAUCCCAAGGUUGUGGAAGGCCAUGAUGAUAACAUAUCAUGUGUUAGUAGAGCUGAUGAUGGCAGUACAGCAGUGAACCUAAAUAACAAGAAUGUAGACAAGAAGAAUUUAUCAUGUAGUUCAGUUUUAGUUAGUAGUUUAGGACCUGAAGGAUCUGGAAAGUCACUGAUUUCCCCCAAGCCAGAGUUGUUAGAGAUUCCUUUAAAUGGCUCAGAUGCUGGCACUAGUUCACCAAAGGUACAGAGUGGGUGCCCAUUCUCCAUUACAAAUGGUACACAUAUGGAAGAAGAUAUGAAGUUAGAUAGAUCCAAGGGCUCAAGUCAGUUUCAUCCAAAGACAGAAGUAGAGGUCAAAAGGUAUAUAGGAGACCAACAGGAUGAAAAAUUUAAAUGUUCUAACCAAGUUGAACAAGACGAGAAGUCAAAUGAGUCGGUUGAGUUACCUGAUAUGCAAGACCAUGUUUCGCAAUCUGUGUCAGGGGAUGAAAGCGAUGAGUCAGAAAUUGUGGAACAUGAUGUAAAAGUAUGUGAUAUUUGUGGGGAUGCUGGACGGGAGGAUUUGCUUGCUAUAUGUAGCAAGUGCUGUGAUGGUGCAGAACAUACCUAUUGCAUGCGAGAAAUGCUUCAGAAAGUGCCUGAAGGUGAUUGGUUGUGUGAAGAGUGUAAGUUAGCGGAGGAAACAGAAAACCAGAAGCAAGAUGCUGAGGGAAGAAUAAUGAACAAAGAAAGCAUACAAAGCUCCAUGAAGAGACCUGCAGAAACUAUAGAGGUGGCUUUAGCUUCAAAAAGGCAGGCUAUCGAAUCAAGUUUUGGAUCACCGAAGUCCUCUAGCCCCACAAGAACAGCUGCACUAUCUCGGGAUAGUUCAUUCAAGGGGUUGGAUAAAGGGAAAGUAAAACUAGCUCAUCAGACUGCUUCUGCUAAUCAUUCCAGUAUGGAUAUUUCGGAAACUGCACGCUCUUCUUAUAUUGUUCCAAGACUUCAAACAACCAAGGGUAGGGAAAGUACUCUAUUGAAAUCCAAUUCAUUCAAUACAUUCAAUUCUAAACCAAAAGUGAAACUUGUCGAUGAGGUUCCUCAAAAGCAAAAGGGCAAUAGAGAUCUUGAAAUGAAGGAAGGAACUGCUAGGAUGAUGAGCAAAUCUAUGUCUUUUAGGUCAGUGAACUCAGGGCGUUCCAAUGUUGCUGAGUCAAAAGUUAAAAUGCUUUCAUCAAAAUUUUCUCAAGGUCAAGAUAUAAAAGGAUUGAAACAAGUGAAAGAGCGGAAUGCGUUGGAACAUAAAAGUUUGUCUAAACUGGAACGUCCUCUAGGUAGUUCAGUGACAACUAGUUCCAAUGCCUCUGGGCCCAAGGUCAAUCAAAAGCUCACACCUCGUGGCGAAGGUGUCAUGGUAUCAUCUGCAUGCAACAAUUCAGAUUCAAAGGCUUCCCUAUCUGAUGGAAAAUCGGGUGGCUUAUUGAGAUCAACCAGCAGUUUAGCACGUAAAGGUGCAGAGAUUCCUGCUAGUUCUGUUCGAUCUUCAUUGGCAAAUGGAAUGAGCAAUGCUUUUGUUGAACAAAAGUUAAAUCAAGUUAGCCCAAAGGAUGAACCUUCUUCCAGUUCUUCUUGGACUGCUGAGCGACCGUCCAACAAUAUCGACGACAAUUUGCAAGAUGGUUUAUCUCGCUCACGGGAAUCAUCAAACCAGAGUGAGAAAAGUAGAGAAAGUUCUGUUAAUCGCUCAAGGCCUAGUGUUACUGGUCUGAAAACUGUCACUUGUCUCAAGUGCAAGGAAAUUGGACAUACUGCUGAAUUUUGCUCAAUUGUUAGUCCUCGGGCAUCUGGUGCUGAUACAUCUGCAAGAAGUGUUAGGGAGGACAUGGGCAAAGGCAGUAAGUUGAAAGCUGCAAUUGAGGCUGCUAUGCUUAAGAAGCCAGGAAUAUUCAGAAAGAAGAAAGAAAGUGAUGAAUCCGAUGGGCUAUCCUCAUCAAAUGUGGAUGUGACUUCUGAGAUAGCUUCUCAUGAUCAGUCUCAUGAUCAGUUCUCAGUUUCCAAUAAGACGAGGUAUAUGAUUUCUGAUGAAGGAAGAGAUGAAGGGCAAGCAAAUCUUGGCUCUUCUUCCUUUGAGACUAGCAAACAGAUGUAUAGUAAUAAUGUGAAGCAGCUUAAUAUUCAUUCUACUGAUGCUAUUAAUUCAUUCAAAGUUGCGGAUACAAAUUCUCUAGUUCCUUCUAUUGGGAAACCUGAUCGUGCAUUGACAGCAAAGCCCCUCUUUUCAAUGAUGUUGACCAUCCCAGAGCACGAAUACAUCUGGCAGGGGGCCUUGGAAGUGCGCAGGUGUGGAAAAAUUCUCGACUUAUAUAAUGGAAUUCAAGCGCAUUUAUCGACUUGUGCAUCACCUAAAGUUCUUGAGGUGGUGAACCAGUUUCCGCAUAAAAUUACCGUGGAUGAAGUACCUCGGUUAAGCACGUGGCCAAGACAGUUUCAUGAAAACGGUGCAAAAGAGGAUAAUAUUGCUCUUUAUUUGUUUGCCAAGGAUCUUGAAAGUUACGAGAAAAGCUACAGGAACCUCUUGGAUAACAUGAUUAAAAGAGAUUUGGCACUCAAAGUAUCUUUUGACGGUGUUGAAUUUUUGAUUUUCCCAUCUACUCAGCUUCCGGAGGACUCCCAGCGUUGGAACAUGUUAUUUUUCCUAUGGGGUGUGUUCCGGGGAAGGAGAUCCAGUUCUUUAGAUUCGUUAAAGAAGUCGGACUUUCCCAGUUCUUAUGUGGUGCCCCUGGAUAUAAGUACUCCGGACAAGCCAUGUAUACUUAAUGGGGAUCUUGAUAUCAAAGGCUCUAGCUCUCAGACAGACUUGGAGCAGCAAAAUGAUAGACUCAACUACAAAUCUUCGUUGAAGAAUGCAACAAAUAGUGCACUUUUAUGCUCAGAAAAUAGAUGCACUGGUUCAUCACAGGAAGAAUACAGACUAUCUACUCAGGCAGCUGGGGCCAAUAGUGGUUCUAAUAGCAGGGAGGGUAUACAGAAGCAUGCUGAUACUUCUUUUGUCAGAGACGACUCAUCAUCUGUCAAGGUUUUCCAGACCAGUAAACAAGAUGAAGGUGUCAGGGUAAUUGCUGAUAAAGAGAAAUUGAUGGAUAGAAUGAAAGUUGAUAGAGAUGAAGUUAAAGUUGAAAGGAACCUGAAUGAAGAUCCCACAGAUAUGGAUACAGAAGCUUCCUCAGGGAGAGGCGGAACCACCGAAAGGCUUGACUGCUGGCAGUCCAAUAGUAAGAAACGGUCUUAUCUGGAUCUUUCAGAGGCCCCUCAGACGUCUAGUAGCACAAGUCAAAAACUUCCAUGGGUUAAUGUCAAUGGCAUAGUAGUAGAUGGAGGGAGCAUUAGCAAGAAGCCAAAGACUGUUUUUCAUGAACAAUAUAGCUGUAUCAGCAUGAGAGAUGGAACUUCUUUGACUGAUGGUUUUGCUUCACAGAUACGGGAUUUGGGUUCGAGUUCUUCAGCUGAAGGAAAAAGCUGCGAGAGACCUGCUGAUGAGAAAGUUAUUCACGAGGAUUUGGGAACUGCUGAAAGGAAAUGGUAUUAAAAGAUGAUGCUUGUGAUUUUGGGAGGUGGUAGUAGAUUCUGCUCCACCCUUCCCAUCUUGUUCUCUCUAUGAGAAGGCAGAUGUUAUAAGUUGAAAGGAACAUGGUCAUAGUUCAAAAGAAUGCAUCUUUUUGUUGGUGCAAGGAGUUGGAGUUCUCAAUGUCUUGCUGCAUCAGUAAUUGUACUUUCGAACAAUUUAUUGUUUCUAUUGGAUGGUUCGUGCUGGGGAUCAAACUUGCUGAGCUAAUUUAUGUAUCUUAUCUAGAGAUUGUAAAUUUAUCUGUCGGCUUGUAUUGUAAAUGUUAUGUUUUGGACUUGUACAAUGUCAUGCCAGUUCAAUAGAUAAGUGUUGCUUGUGCUUUUGCGGAACUUGGAAGCUUACCUGUUCUGGGGACUUGCUUCCUGGGCACUAUUUUUAUGCUACCGAAAAGGAGUUGAGAGGUGUUUUAUUGAUAUGGGACGCUACAAUAUGUUCGCUGAAGUAAAGAUUUCUGUUCAGGCAAGCCCUUGUGGCUGUGACGAUGCUUUUGGAUUCAUCAUCCUAAGAAUCACCUUUUUCUGCUGCUGUUUACGUUGUAACGUUUGACCUUUUGAGGGUCGUUUCUUACAAGUCUCAAAAGGGAGUAUUGGAGGUUGCCUCUUCCAUAUUUAUUAUAUACGUUGCCUUUUCGGCCAGGAUAUGAAUUAUUAUUCUUUUUA
Ricinus communis (castor bean) is the source of this 5538-nucleotide messenger RNA. RefSeq lists its product as uncharacterized. NCBI's taxonomy places the organism in Eukaryota, Viridiplantae, Streptophyta, Magnoliopsida, Malpighiales, Euphorbiaceae. The transcript is spliced from 13 exons. Bases 656 to 4840 code for a protein of 1394 amino acids. The record is from RefSeq and is a predicted model, not a curated record.